Molecule: messenger RNA, 1216 nt
Organism: Daktulosphaira vitifoliae (grape phylloxera)
Lineage: Eukaryota; Metazoa; Arthropoda; Insecta; Hemiptera; Phylloxeridae
Product: cytidine deaminase-like
Exons: 2
Coding region: 223-681 (152 amino acids)
Cellular component (GO): cytosol
Molecular function (GO): zinc ion binding; cytidine deaminase activity
Source: RefSeq, a predicted model, not a curated record
AAAAUUAACAAUACUUGUUAUUAAAAUUCAAGGUAAUUAAGUCAAUUAAAAUUAUCAUAAUAUAAAUUUCUUAGUUUUUAUCUAUAAGAAAGAUGUUAACCAACUAUUUUAUCUCAUUUAAACGUAUUAAACAUAUGAGUACUUGUAUAAAGUGUUAGUUUUUCAUUUGUAUUUGAUUAUUACAUAUCAAGUUGUUUGAAAUUCAAUUUUUAAUUACUCUAUAUGUUUCAAAUGGAGUCUCCUGUCAAAAGUUUUCAAGUUGUCUCAUUAAAUGAAUUAAGCACUGAAGAUCAACUCCUUGUAUCUAAAAGUGUUUCAGCCAGGGAAAAAGCGUAUAUUCCUUAUAGCAACUUUAAAGUAGGGGCUGCUCUGAAAUGUGAUGAUGGUACUGUAAUUACUGGUUGUAAUGUAGAAAAUGCAUCUUAUGGUUUGUCUAUAUGUGCAGAACGCACAGCUAUAGUGAAAGCUGUGAGUGAUGGAAAACAAUCUUUUGUAAAAAUUGCUGUAUCUGCUAAUAAUAAUAACGAAUUUGUGGCUCCUUGUGGAGCCUGUAGACAAUUUUUAAGUGAAUUUACAAAACUUAACCAUGAUAUUAUUAUUUUAUUAUACCAGACAGCUGGUUCUAAAGUAUUAGUGACCAGUGUAAAAGAAUUACUUCCAUUAAAAUUUGAGUUUAAAUGAAUUAUGAUAAAAAUAGCAUUAUAAAAAUGUUAAAUGAAUAUUAUUGUUAACAGUUUUAUCUAGAUAUACAAAUUUUUUUGUAUAUGAUAACAAAAUAAUUAAUUUUCAUGAUAAUACACUUAAUGCAUAUUUAUUUGUAUUUAAAUUUACCUGAAAAUUUGGAAGUUUAAAUAAUAUAUUAUUUAAUUUCCUUAUCUAAAGAGUUUAACACACAAUUUAUUAAAAAGAUAUAUUGUUAUAAAAAUGUAAAAUUAAAUCAAAUAUAUUUUUAACAAUUAUUUUAAGUUAAUUAUGAAAUACUAUUUUGUGAAACUAAAUAUCAAAGACUAGAUAAUUAAAAUAAUAAUAUGACAUUUUAUUUUAUUUAUUCAUUUUAAUUGAUCUAUAUCUUUGACAGCACUUGUUAACUUAUCAAAAAUAGUAGUUUAAAAGAAUUUAAUUAAAUUUUAUGUUAAUUAUAAUAUUUUAUAUUUUUUAAAAUUAUACAAGGAUAUUCUUUAAUUAUGCUUAAUGAAAUAUAUUAGAUACAUUCUUA